AUGUCUCUCUCCGCUCCCGCUGCCAAGCGCCAUCUCCUCUCCAACUGGAAUGCCGCCCAGUUUGAGGAGCUCAAGUACUCGUAUGGCCUCACUGGUGUGGACCAAGUCGGCAACUUCAUGUGGGUCGACACCUUCCUCUACAUGCUCGUAGGCAUCUCUGGCAUGCUCCUCAUUCUCCGCAUCUCCAACAUGGUCUGGAAGCACAGCCGACACAUCACCGCAAUGGGAAACCCACGCCAAAAGUACUGGGAGACCAACCGAACAAGCUGGUGGCCCUGGCUAAACCGCCAUAUCCUCGUCGCCCCGCUCUGGAAGAAGAAGCACAACGCCCAGUUCCAGAUCAGCAGCGCCAUUGACAACGGAACCCUCCCUGGACGAUGGCACACCAUCAUGCUCUUCAUCUACGUCGGCCUCAACGUUGCAUGGUGCCUUGCUCUCCCCUACGACGUCCUUGACUACAAGGAGACGCUCGCUGCCCUUCGCGGACGCUCUGGAACCCUCGCCGCCCUCAACCUCAUCCCCACUGUCCUCUUCGCCCUCCGCAACAACCCCCUUAUCCCUCUUCUCCAGGUCUCGUACGAUGAUUUCAACCUUUUCCACCGCUGGGCUGCCCGAAUCACCAUUGCCGAGGCCAUUGUUCACACUGCCGCUUGGCUGUACAACACCAAGGCUGGUGGUGGAUGGCACGCCGUCGUAGCUGCUCUCCACACCGAGGGCUCUUACGGAUGGGGCAUGGUCGGAACUGUCGCCUUCACCUUCAUCGGCAUCCAGGCCUGGUCACCAUUCCGUCACGCCUUCUACGAGACCUUUCUCAACAUCCACCGCGUCAUGGUCAUUGCUGCUCUCCUCGGCUUGUACAAGCACUUGGAGCUGCACACUCUCCCCCAGGUCCCAUGGAUGUACCUCAUCUUCAUCUUCUGGGCAGGCGAGUGGUUCCUCCGCCUAUGCUCCAUCUGUUACUACGGCUUCAGCCUCAAGCAACGCUCGUCCAUCACCGUCGAGGCCAUGCCUGGCGAAGCUGUCCGUCUAACCAUCAACAUGGUCCGCGAAUGGACCCCCCGUCCCGGAUGCCACGUGCACAUGUGGAUGCCUCGCCUCUCCCUCUGGUCCUCGCAUCCAUUUUCCGUCGCCUGGGCUGCGACCCUGACCGAUGAAUCCAAAGAGAUGACGCUUCCCACUCUGGAAGGCGACGUCACCAUGAUCAAUGGCCAACCCAGGAAAUCAAAACAAAUCAGUCUCAUCUGCCGUGCCCGUACCGGACUCACCCGGCAAAUGUACGAAAAGGCAAGCAAGAGCCCCAACGAGCAAUUCACCACAUGGGGCUUCAUUGAAGGCCCAUACGGCGGCCACCACAGCCUUGACUCGUACGGUACUUGCGUGCUGUUUGCCGGAGGUGUAGGCAUCACCCACCAGGUCAUGUACCUCAAGCACCUUGUCAAUGGCUUCAACAACGGCACCACUGCCACCCAAAAGAUUGUCCUCAUCUGGACAGUACCCACACCCGACUGCUUGGAGUGGGUGCGCCCAUGGAUGGACGAAGUCCUCCGCAUGAAGGGUCGCAAGCAGUGUCUCCGCAUCAAGCUCUUCAUCUCCAGACCAAAGGGUCGCGUCGAGAGCAGUAGCGACACUGUCAAGAUGUACAGCGGCAGGCCUAACAUGAGGAGCUUGCUGGAGGAGGAGGCCAAGCACCGCGUCGGUGCCAUGGCCGUGACCGUGUGCGCGUCUGGCGGCAUGGCCGACGGUGUACGACACGCAGUGCGGCCACUGCUUACCGAGGGUUCGGUUGAUUUCAUAGAGGAAGCCUUUACGUAUUGA
Molecule: messenger RNA, 1815 nt
Organism: Bipolaris victoriae FI3
Lineage: Eukaryota; Fungi; Ascomycota; Dothideomycetes; Pleosporales; Pleosporaceae
Exons: 1
Coding region: 1-1815 (604 amino acids)
Biological process (GO): iron ion transport; intracellular iron ion homeostasis; copper ion import
Cellular component (GO): plasma membrane
Molecular function (GO): ferric-chelate reductase activity
Source: RefSeq, a predicted model, not a curated record